CACGGUGUUCGUCGCGGCGUUCGACACGUCGCAUUUAGUUUUUUCCGAAUAAUCGCGUCCAUCAGUACGAAGAAAGCAUUUCCCGCGGAACGAUCCGAGCCCCGGCAACUUCCGAUCGCGCCUUCAAUUCCGUGAGAUGGAAAUUGUUCGAAAUCGACCAGCGACAACCGAUUAAAAGAAUACCUUUCGAGAUGGAGCGUCGCAAGUGCAGUAUCUGCAUUUUAUUUCUUAUCGAUAUUCUCGCGUCGUAUUCAAUCGUUGCCAAGGAAUUAAAAUUGAACGUCGACUUUGGAAAGCCUGUCGCCGUCACCGACGAGAAGUUCCUCAGCCUCACGAUUGACCCAGCAGUCCUGUUGCAAGGUGCAGCGUUGAGCAGCAGCUUCGAGAGAAGCGUAAGAUUAGCGAACGCUUUGAGACCCGCCUACGUCCGACUGGGAGGACCACACGGUACAUUUUCUCGAUCCAGCGAUGGGGAUCUUCCAGAUAACGGGCUCGACAAGAACUAUGCGCUCUCAGAAUCCGAUUUGGUGAUAGCGUAUCAGUGGGCUGAGAAAGCUGGGCUGGACGUAGUCGCUUGUAUUUCGGCUGAAAGUACUGCUAGGGAGCACGAAAAUGCUGAGGAGGUAGUUUCUUUCAGUGACCACAUGGGUUUCAACGCUAGUUGGCAAUUGGGAUAUGAGUUCCAAAACGGGAUCAAUACUUCGGCAACGUAUCUAGCGAAACAAUUAGUAGCUCUCAAGCAGACGUUGGACGCAUUUCCCAGGUAUUCGAGCAGUUUGAUCAUAGGACCUGAUAUCGUGGAUUACAAAACGAAAAAGCAGAGGCAGUAUCUUCAAGAAUACUUCAACAUCGCUGCGCCUGCGCUCUCGGCGAUCACUUGGCACCCACAAUUUGACAACAUUAGCUCAGACAAUAAGGGAGUCCUUAUACAACCGGACGAUUUGGAUAAAGAUAAGAAGGAUCUGUACAAAGUUAUCGGCCGUUUCGUCGGGAAUCGACCGUUGUGGAUCGCUGAAUCGAAACCCGAGGAAUACAAGAACUUGUAUCUCGGCGCGCUGAUUUUGGCGAGGAGAUUAGGAAACGCAGCGAGGUCGAACGUGGACGUGAUCUUGAGGCAACCGGUGGACCUGACUCGGCCGAGUCCAGAUUACUGGGUGACCUUGCUCCACAAAACUCUCGUCGGCCGCCGAGUGUUCGGUGCGACGAUGCAGACCGACGAGAAGAAUCACGUGUACCUCUAUUGCCAAUGCACAAAAGCCUCGGACAGAUACAAGCAAGGAUCGAUCACUAUUUUCGGAGUGAACAUCAACCCUGAAAAUAUGGAAAUUAAAUUAGAAGGGACUCCAAUGACGACGGUUCACGAAUAUCUCCUUUCUCCGGGUUUCGACACGACGAAUAGGAUGUUCGCUGAGAGCAUUCUAUUAAAUAAUGAGACCUUGACACUGUUAAAUGAUAGUCUCCCCGAGAUUAAACCAGUCAUUUUGAAUGAUACGGAGGGACUAGGAAUUAAUUUCCCUUCGGCGAGCAUUGGAUUCUGGGUCCUACCGGAUCUCAAAAUAAAGUCCUGCAUGGAGACUGACGAGUCGCUCGAAAAAGAUACCAUUGAAAGCACAAUUUAUGAUCGAGGGAGCAUAAAAACUCACGUGACAAGAUCCGUGCAAGACGAAGAGGAAUCUAGGGACGACAGAAGGAAACUGAGAAACGAAUCUCGAGCGAACAGGAGACGCACAGGCAGAAGACAAGGUAGACCAAUGAAUGAUCAGAAUUCCCAAGAUCAGUCGAAGCUACAAGAGCACAAAGACCGCUUGUCCAAAUUGAAGCAAAUAGUCAGAUCAAAAGCAACGAAGGAAACAGUGAAACGUGCACUCGAAGAAAUAAUCCUCAAAGCUACGUCACUGAUAUCCAAGAUCCAGCGAGCCAGAUCAUCCGAUAAGGCGAAAGAGCACCUAAAAGCUUUAGGACUUCUCCUAACUCGUGUACCAUUGUUAGAAUUGGAUGCAGCAGGAGCUGGAGACGUCCAAAGGACUAAAAGAGCAAGAAGAGACUUGUUCAGCGAAUCCUUUUUCGACAGACAAAACGUUCCUGGAGAAGUAGCUAGAUUGGGCGAAGUCGGAGGGCUCAGAAAUAGUCAGAAGGUGGAAGAGAACAUUCGUAGCAAAGUCAGAGCUAGUGUCUUUGAUCGAACCAGUGAAAACGGUGAGAACGCUUUCUAUGGAUCCCACAGGACUAAUCCUGUAGACAGUUUCCCUGAAGGCGACGUUUUCUAUGGCACAGAGGACUAUAAUCAGAACCCUAGCUAUCUGAAAGCGGUCCAAGGACCCAAUGAUCGAAACAGUGAAAUGAAUGGAAGGAACCAGCAUCCUGUACAGGAUUACGGUAAUGUUAAAGGCAGUUGGAUGGACGAAGAAGGUGACUAUGGCUUCUACGAGCCUGAAAGAUACUUCGAUAAUGAGAAGAGGAACGACAGGACUGGUCCUGGUGAACUUUGGGAAUCUGAGACUUACCCUGAUAAAAGCAGAGGGGUUAAUAACGAGAAUCUAAGAGUUCAAAGUGGUAGACAGAGUCCGAGUAAAUUGACUGGGUACUACGAGUCUAACGUUCCAAGGAAUUUCAGAAACAGAGGUUCUCUUGUUCAGUCUAGUAUCGAUAAACCAAUUUUGGCUACUGGCAGAGCUUCUUGGGGAUCAAAUGGAGCUAGGUUUGUUGAUCGGGGUCCUAUGAUGUUCGACUACUUGGACACAGAAUUGCCACUGGGAAGCGAGGAUCCUGUAGGUAGAAGAUUCAAGAGAAAGGGAAAAGACCUGCGCGCCAUAUUGGACCAAGAGAUGAUCGACGAGGACGAUGCUAAUACGAAAGAUUGCAACUGUAGAGUCAUUAGACAUGGACCAUGUGGCUGCAGACAUAAACGAGACGCGUCUAACCUAGAAAUCGCUUCUGAGGAAGAUGAAACGACAGAUUCGAGAACUGACGAUGCGAGUCCAGGUUCAGAAGAAAUCGAAGUGUUUGCUGAACUAGGGGACGAGCCUAUGGAGGUCUUAGCACUGAAGCCAGACCCAUCCAAGAAGAAAAUUGCGCGAGAAAUAGUUUCUUUGGAUGAUGAACCAGGUCCUCUAGAAGAUGUGGGUGGUUUGAUGCUGCAACCAGAGCUGUCUAAUUUGAAAAUUGCACGAGAGGCAGAAAUAAAUCCUUUGAACGAUGAACCAAGUUCUCCGGGGGAUCUAGAGGUCUUGGAACUGCAGCCAGAGGACUCUAACUUACAGAUUCAACGGGAUGUAGAAGCGUAUCCACAAAGUGAAGAGCACCUAGAGAUUCAAGAACCAGAAAUCGUUGACAUUGACGUAGAUAACCCUUCUUUAAACAGGGAACUAGUUCCUGCAGAGGGUUUAGACGAGUCGCGGGUGGCAGAAACGUAUAUGCAAAGUAAAGAAGAUUCAGAUCUACAGGAAACCGUGGACGAUCCCUCUUUGAAUGACGAAGAAGGUUCUCCAGCAGAUCUAGAGGUCCUGGAAUCUAGCCCAGUGUCCACAGGCUCUCUAUUAACACAGAGUCUCGACGAGGACAGCAAAACAGCAGUUCGUAGGGACGGGAGCCAACUUUUUCGCGGUGAAUCCAGGAAAACCGAAGAAGAGGAGUCGUCGAUUGAUAAUCACGAGAAUACUGCAGGCAAUAACGCGAAUCAUGAGCGGGAUUCUGCGUCCUCGUCCACUGAGAAGCUCCUGGAGAAGGAGACCGAAGAAGCCGAAGCCUCGGGAACCGAAGCUCCGAGCCAGACAUUCGAUCCAGUCGUUUUAUCCAAGAAGAUCAUCGCCGAGGGGCACGAAUACGAUUACGAUAACGAUAAGGUUGCCAGAGGAGGGUCGAAGAGGCAAGCAGACGAAGACGCCUCGCCGACAGUACCUGAAGAAACCGAGGAAGAACGCGAAAGUCCGGUAGUGGGGUCGCCAAGGGGGAGAAAAUAUAGACCAAGAUACUCCCCGAGCAGAAGAAGUAAAGCCAACGUGGCGACACCGUCUGAGAAACGUGUGAUUGACCGAGCGAAAGCACUGUUGACCCUGAAGAAGAUCAUGAACGAGAGGAGGAGGAGGAAACAGGCGGAUUUGGCUGGUAGGGUAGGUUCAGCCGGCAGAAUUCGUGAAUAUCAGAAUGAACCAGAGCGAAGUGAGAAGCUGAGGAAGAUGAAGGAAAGAAGGCAGAGAUUGUUGCAGCAAUAUAGGAGAAGAGCGUUAGACGAUGAAGGGAAGAGGAAGCUGAACGAGAAGAUUCGGGAAGCCAUUGAUGAAGAUAAACUGCCUUAUACGCUGAUGUACAAGGCGAAGAGGGACAACAAAGAAGGCGAAGAAGAGAAGAUUGAAGAGGAUGUUCCUGUGAGACCAAGGAAUGUUCGAGAGAGGAUUUUCCACCCUAAAAGUCGGAGGAUCUAUGAUUCUGAUAUUCUGGAACAUUCCAAUCCUCAGUCGCUACAGGAGAAGGUUAUUCGGUUGAGAGAUGUAUUAGAGAAUGGAGAUGCGAUAGAUGCUAAUGACGAUGCUGAUGGGAAUGAUAAGAGUUACUAUGCUAUGGUGGAGAGUUUAGAGAAUCCGCGGAUUUUCCAUUACAAGCCUAAGUCAUGGGAUAAAGAGAAGAGGAGUGUGCAGGUGUUCACCUACCCAUAUUUCGACAGCAACGGGGAUCUAUACGAUUUAUCUCGAUACAGGCCACGUCUCGUGGAUCCGGGAAUCUUCAGCGAUUCUAGCGAAGAAUUUGGAACAACUUCUGAGGAGCUGACAAGCAGCAAAGAGCUGUUCGUGAUCGAUCCGUCGAAGUACAGAGGAGGAGAGCCCACUUUGCAAGUAUACAGGCGUUCCAGAAACAGAGACUUAGAAAUAAUGCCCAAAGACGUGUACGAGGUAACGUGGGAGCCGAUUUUGUACAAAUUGCAACGUGCUCGUCAAGCGGAGCACAGGAAACGCGAAGACAAAAGUGCAAGCUCGACGGAAUCUACGGAAAACUCAGGGGACUUGCUGAAAGUUGUUAUCAACAAUCUAGAUUUACCGUCUGCCAGUGAACUUUUUAGGAUUCUGUCGACAGAGAACGUUGUUAACGAUGAAAAACGUAAUGCCAUGCGUUCGAUCAAAGGGCCAGAGAUAGUGGAGAUCAAACAGAACGGUUUUGAAGAGGUUCUAGAGAGUGCAGAGGAUGAGAAAGCUUCUGACGAGCAAGAAAAUGAAGAACGAAAAGAAAAUGGUGAAGAUUUGUCGAUGGAGAAGGAAGUAGUCAGCGGAGAGAGUAAUUCCUCGGAAAAUUUGGAUGAGACGGAGCCAGUGCAUGUUAGAAGUCGAAGAGACACGAACGAAGAACAGGAGAAUGAUUAUUCUCGCCUGGUUCCUUCGUGUUUCCUUCGGAAAUCACCGAGAGAAAUCAAGAAAAAUGGGAGAAGCAAUUACCUGUGUCUGAAAGAAGGUCCACAAGGGGAUUCUGACGAAGAUUCGUCGGAAGUCUUCAAGAUGAUGAAGAAAACGGAAUAUUAUAAAGCGGUGCCUGUUAAAGAAUCAAGAAACAAGGGUUACAGUGAAACGGGUCUCAGAAGAAACAAAAAUUCUCCGGAACUCGUGAAGAUUCUAAUUCCUUCGGAAUUGAGCGACGAAGCUUUGUCAACGGAAGCGGAAGAGGAUCCAGUAGUUAGCGAGAAAAAUCCACGAGAUCAAAAUGCACGGGGCUCAGUGGAAAAUAAUUCAGAAACUGGAGAACACGGAGAACGUUUUGAUUAUGGGGAAGAAAAUGUAUCGGACCAGGUGGAACGCUACAAUGCUGAAGAAAGAGACAGCGAAGAGCCUGAGGUGCUCAUGGUGCUGCCUUGGUCGCAAAGGUUCGGCAGACAUCGAAGAGAAGUGAAUCAGAAGAAAGAAAGAGAAGAAGAAAAUGCAAAGACAGAGAAGGUGCAACAAUUGGAGAAGACAUCGAGCCCGAAAGUCCCAACGACCGAUAAUUUCGUUGAGACCAAGGCAACGACGAUUCGUAAGCGGCCGUUGAAGAAGUAUUCGCCAAAAGGUAGCCUGUUCAAUUACCUAACGGGCAAGAAGAAUCCGCGGAAAGAUUUGAAGGAGGAUCGCGGACUGCCAUCGUUCAUCGAAGGAAGCAUACCGAGGAUGGAGAUCGUUGUAGUCGACGGUUUAAAGAAAGCUCAGAACGUGACGGGCUCCGUGGAGCGAUUGAUCGACGAUCUAGAUGAUAGAUUCAACGAGACGAUGAGCGACGAGGAUCGCAGAGGCUCGGCCGACGAUGAAUCGAUCGGUAUCACUCAACGCGCCUUCCGCACCGCCAUUACGAACGUGCAGAAAUUCUUCACGAUCCUGACCGGAAUCACGCACGCUCUGCGGGGAUAAUUAAUUCUAAGCUGUCAGUCGCGUUACCGUAAUUUAUACGAGAAUAUUUUAUAAAUUGUAAUAUUAAAUUUUCUACUGAUGUACGCUUCUUUUCUACGAUUCCGAAUAAAAUGGAAGUUAU
Nomia melanderi (Alkali bee) is the source of this 6483-nucleotide messenger RNA. RefSeq lists its product as uncharacterized. The record is from RefSeq and is a predicted model, not a curated record. Lineage: Eukaryota; Metazoa; Arthropoda; Insecta; Hymenoptera; Halictidae. Gene Ontology annotation, cellular component: extracellular matrix.